AUGUACUGUAUGGAGGAUCGUCCUGUACCGUACGGACGCUUCACGUCCUUGGUGCACCGUGCGGACAGGUCUUCACGUCCUUGGUACCUAUGGACAGUUCUUCACGUUCUUGGUGUACCGUAUGGACAGUUCUUCACGUUCUUGGUGUACCGUAUGGACAGAUCUUCACGUUCCUGGUGUACCGUACGGCUGGCCUCAUUGCCGUUGGUGCACCGUACGGACGGGUUCGCGUCGUUGGUGCACGGUGAGCUAAUUCUUUACGUCCUUGGUGUACCGUAUGGACAUAUCUUCACAUCCUUGGUGUACCACGUGGACGGAUUCUUCACGUCCUUGGUGUACCGUAUGGACGAAUUCCUCACGUCCUUGGUGUACCGUAUGGACGAAUUCUUCACGUCCUUGGUGUACCGUAUGGACGAAUUCUUCACGUCCUUGGUGCACCGUAUGGACGAAUUUCUUCGCGUCCUUGGUGUACCGUAUGGACAGACCUUCACGUCCUUGGUGUACCGUAUGGACAGAUCUUCACGUCCUUGGUGUACCCCCGCUGAUAUCAACCCACCAGUGUUGUCAGCCACCAGUGUUGUCAGCCACCAGUGUUGUCAGCCACCAGUGUUGUCACCACCAGUGUUGUCAGCCACCAGCGUUGUCAGCCACCAGUGUUGUCAGCCACCAGUGUCAGCCACCAGUGUUGUCAGCCACCAGUGUUGUCAGCCACCAGCUUCGCCACCAGUGUUGUCAGCCACCAGUGUUGUCAGCCACCAUUGUUGUCAGCCACCAGUGUUGUCAGCCACCAGUGUUGUCAGCCACCAGCGUUGUCAGCCACCAGCGUUGUCAGCCACCAGCGUUGUCAGCCACCAGCGUUGUCAGCCACCAGUGUUGUCAGCACCAGCGUUGUCAGCCACCAGCGUUGUCAACCCACCAGUGUUGUCAACCACCAGUGUUGUCAGCCACCAGCGUUGUCAGCCACCAGUGUUGUCAGCCACCGGUGUUGUCAGCCACCAGUGUUGUCAACCACCAGUGUUGUCAGCCACCAGCGUUGUCAGCCACCAGCGUUGUCAGCCACCAGCGUUGUCAGCCACCAGUGUUGUCAACCCACCAGUGUUGUCAACCACCAGUGUUGUCAGCCACCAGCGUUGUCAGCCACCAGUGUUGUCAGCCACCAGCGUUGUCAGCCACCAGUGUUGUCAACCCACCAGUGUUGUCAACCACCAGUGUUGUCAGCCACCAGCGUUGUCAGCCACCAGCGUUGUCAGCCACCAGUGUUGUCAGCCACCAGCGUUGUCAGCCACCAGCGUUGUCAGCCACCAGCGUUGUCAGCCACCAGCGUUGUCAGCCACCAGUGUUGUCAGCCACCAACGUUGUCAGCCACCAGUGUUGUCAGCCACGUUGUCAGCCCAGGUGGUCAGCCACAGCGUUGUCAGCCACCAGUGUUGUGCAACCAGCGUUGUCAGCCACAGUGUUGUCAGCCACCAGCGUUGUCAGCCACCAGCGUUGUCAGCCACCAGUGUUGUCAGCCCAGCAUUCAGCCACCAGUGUUGUCAGCCACCAGCGUUGUAUCAGUCACCAGUGUUGCCAGCACCGGUGCCAGCCACCAGUGUUGUCAGCCACCAGCGUUGUCAGCCACCAGCGUUGUCAGCCACCAGCGUUGUCAGCCACCAGUGUUGUCAGCCACCAGCGUUGUCAGCCACCAGCGUUGUCCAUGCAGCGUUGUCAGCCACCAGUGUUGUCAGCCACCAGUGUUGUCAGCCACCAGCGUUGUCAGCCCAGCGUUGUCAGCCACCAGCGUUGUCAGCCACCAGCGUUGUCAGCCACCAGUGUUGUCAGCCACCAGUGUUGUCAGCCACCAGCGUUGUCAGCCACCAGUGUUGUCAGCCACCAGCGUUGUCAGCCACCAGCGUUUCAGCCACCAGCGUUGUCAGCCACCAGUGUUGUCCAGCCACCGGUGUUGUCAGCCACCAGCGUUUUCAGCCACCAGCGUUGUCAGCCACCAGUGUUGUCAGUCACCGUGUCAGUGUAGCGUUGUGUACAGCCAUCAGCCUGUUGUCAGCCACCAGCGUCAGCCACCAGUGUUGUCAGCACCGCGUUGUCAGCCACCAGCGUUGUCAGCCACCAGCGUUGUCAGCCACCAGCGUUGUCAGCCACCAGUGUUGUCAGCCACCAGUGUUGUCAGCACCAGCGUUGUCAGCCACCAGCGUUGUCAGCCACCAGUGUUGUCAGCCACCAGCGUUGUCAGCCACCAGUGUUGUCAGGUACAUUCAGCCACCAGCGUUGUCAGCCACCAGCAUUGUCAACCACCAGUGUUGUCAGCCACCAGCGUUGUCAGCCACCAGUGUUGUCAGCCACCAGCGUUGUCAGCCACCAGUGUUGUCAGCCACCAGCGUUGUCAGCCACCAGUGUUGUCAGCCACCAGCGUUGUCAGCCACCAGCGUUGUCAGCCACCAGUGUUGUCAGCCACCAGUGUUGUCAGCCACCAGCGUUUUCAUUCAGGUCUUGACAUUGAGGGUGCUAUCACUGUUCUCUGCCAUGUUGGACAGCGGUUCAUGUACAGGAGAAGUCGUAUUAUAUUUGAGGACUAAUCAGUGUGGACUAGCAGCAAAUUUAGGACAGACUGCAAAGAAAGUCCCCAAGCACCCGUGA
Molecule: messenger RNA, 2634 nt
Organism: Homarus americanus (American lobster)
Lineage: Eukaryota; Metazoa; Arthropoda; Malacostraca; Decapoda; Nephropidae
Exons: 4
Coding region: 1-2634 (877 amino acids)
Source: RefSeq, a predicted model, not a curated record